AUGGAGACGAGCGAGGAUUUACCCAACUCCAACGGAAAUGAAUAUGCCGGGGCUUCAGGAUCUAAAACUAAUCAGAAAGCGGGCUCUAAUGAUUUCGUCCGCAAGCUGUUCAAGAUACUGGAAGAUGGACAAUAUAGCCAAAUAGCGAAGUGGACAGAAGAUGGCGAUAGCUUUGUCGUUUUGGAUACAAACGCAUUCACCACUCAAAUCCUUCCCCAGCAUUUUAAACACUCGAAUUUCUCCAGUUUUGUGCGACAGUUGAACAAAUACGAUUUCCACAAAAUCAAGAGAACAACAGAGGAAAAACAAAACUCUCUGUAUGGAGAACACAGCUGGGAGUUCAAACACCCGCAUUUCAGGAUCCACGAUGAGGAACAGUUGGAUAACAUCAAGCGGAAGUCUGCUCUGCAGAAAAAAAUCAUGUUGGAUGAAAAUACGGUGCUAGUGAAAAGUCAAAACGGCAUUGACAAUGGUUCACUGGAUUCCGCCACGGAAAUGCUUCUAAACAACACGGUCACAAAGUCGAAGUUUCAUCAGAUGAAGCGCAGAGUUGAAUCUUUAGAACAAGAAGUCACGUAUUUGAAGAAUGAAAACUAUGAGCUCAAGCUAGGGUAUCAAAAAUCGCAAUCUCGUUAUAACACAUUAUUGGAAAACCUCAUAGCGACGAAAGAAUUCAGCAACGUGCUGGUGACCAAUUUCAAUGUUUUGAUCAACAGCUUAACUUCCCAGGGUUUAGAAUUCCCAGCAACACUUACUUUCAACGCAACAAUGCCAACAACAAACUCCAUGAAACCUGUUGGAUCGCCACAAAUGAGUUCCGUUGUCCCCACACUGCCGGCGAAAAAGCCUUCACAAAUAGAGUCUGGCCCACCUUCUACCACCCCACAGAUGAUUUUAGAUCAUCCAAUCCUACGUCCAGGGUUCCACGUACUCUUAGUGGAAGACGAUUCCAUAUGCAUCCAGCUCUGUUCCAAGUUUCUGAUGAAAUAUGGAUGCACAGUAGAAGUUGUUACGGAUGGGUUAUCGGCCAUUUCAACGCUGGAAAAAUUCCGGUAUGACUUGGUCCUUAUGGAUAUCGUGAUGCCAAACCUAGAUGGUGCUACCGCAACAUCAAUAGUCAGGAGUUUCGAUAAUCAUACGCCAAUUAUCGCCAUGACUGGGAAUAUCGAAGAUCAAGAUUUGGUAACUUAUUUGCAGCACGGCAUGAAUGAUAUAUUGGCUAAGCCUUUUACCAAAGACGAUUUGCAUUCCAUGCUGAUACGGUAUCUGAGAAAUCGGGUGCCGCUGUGUGAACAAAGGGGGGAACCUCCGUCAAAAGAAGCACGGACCCCUCCCUUGCCGCAUGAUACAGACGUCUCCAGUCUAAUUCGUGAAGAACCGCUCACAAAAAAACAGCACGUUUAA
Molecule: messenger RNA, 1404 nt
Organism: Lachancea sp. 'fantastica'
Lineage: Eukaryota; Fungi; Ascomycota; Saccharomycetes; Saccharomycetales; Saccharomycetaceae
Source: the annotation of a GenBank genome assembly